Molecule: messenger RNA, 1217 nt
Organism: Macadamia integrifolia
Lineage: Eukaryota; Viridiplantae; Streptophyta; Magnoliopsida; Proteales; Proteaceae
Exons: 2
Coding region: 230-823 (197 amino acids)
Source: RefSeq, a predicted model, not a curated record
UCCAUAAUGAAUUAAAAGGCAAAAAGGUUCCUGAACCGCCGCUAUAGAAAGGAGAUCAGGAAUCGAUCCUAUUAGCUUGGAUCUAAAAUCCCAGCUUAAACCCUCAUAAUCCACCUUGUAUUUUGGAUUUUUGUUUGCGCGGUCUAGCAUUGAACUUCAAAGGAACCCUUCUUCACUUCAUCAACAAUAAUUUGAAAACCCACACGAGGAAGCAACCUAUUCCGCAAAGAUGAGUUAUUUCAAUAACAACAACAACAGCAACUUUGACAAUCUGCUCCUGCAAACCCUAAUGGGUAGUUUACAACUCCGAUCUCCCUACCUCCACACGAACUCUUAUCUCUCCCAAAGCUUGGAAGAUUUCCUUACCGAUACCACUGACAUCCCUGAGGAAGACGACGACAACGCCGACGACGACAGAACGUCACUUUCCAAAGAAGAAUCAAAGCUGGAGAAGGAGAUCAUUCGUAUCAUCCUCAGCGGUAAUACCGAAUCUUUAAAACCUAAUUCCGGACAAUCCGUCGCGGUUGGCGAACACCAUAUCUGCGUUGGGUUUCAUGAAGAGAAGGGCUCAGAUUACCGCGUUUGGGAGUGGCAUGGUCAUAUUAUGUUGUUUGAUGAUGAGAACGGGUAUUCUCCUGAAUAUAUCUAUGGGAAUUACUUCGAGAGAGCGCCAUCACUGAAGCCAACAGUGGACACUGAGAAGGAUGCGCAGAAGGAGGAUCGAGGAGGAAGCUUGGGGCUGAGGGAGUUGAUUGACGGUGGCGAUUCAGUCGGUGGUCGGAUUCUUCAUCGGAACAUGAAUUCCGGUUCACGGAGGUUUUAGGUGCGAGAAGCCGAGAACUGGUACUUGAGUAGGGCCUAUAGAAGCCUUGGGUGGUUUUGCACUUUGAAGAAGACACUGCAUUUUUUUAUUGCCUUAUGCAUUUCCAUCUGUCUAAUUAAAGUUUUGGAUUACCAAAAUAGAGAAAGUUUAUAUUGUAUAUUCUGUUUCUUAUACGACUUGACAUCUUUCUUUAAAACAUCAUAUGACUUUGGACGGUUAGCAUUUAUCGUAUUCAUGAUUGGUAACAUGUAUACGACUAUGCUAAUCUCCUGGAUGCCUAUCAUUUACAGAUAUAUUCUUGUAUCAAGAAUAGCAAAUCCAUGUCUAUAUGUUAAAGCAGUAGCUGUCUUUAUCUGAUUAAGAGCACUAUAUGGUGGAGAAGUCUUUUGAUUAA